Molecule: messenger RNA, 843 nt
Organism: Balearica regulorum gibbericeps (East African grey crowned-crane)
Lineage: Eukaryota; Metazoa; Chordata; Aves; Gruiformes; Gruidae
Source: RefSeq, a predicted model, not a curated record
UGGCCUCAGAAGCAUCAAGCUGCUCUCAUGUAUCUGGGUCCAACUGAGAGACCUCCAGAAGAGCCAGAGGAGAAACCGUCCAGACCUCCUUUGUAUGUCAGGCUUUACAGACGACUUUGGUUGUACUGGUCAUCCCCUCCAAAAGAAGUCCCCCAGGAGGUAACCCCGGAGGACUGGGAAGAAGUGAAGCUCUCCACCAUUGAACUUUCCAUUGCAACUCGGAACAGGCAGCUUGAUCUGACACGCACUGAAGACUUCAUGGAUAUUUGCAUUGAAGCAGAUACUGUCAGCAAAGGACAGUUUGUGAACAGAGGAAGUCAAAAGAUGUGUGAUCCACAUAUGUGCCCUGAAGGGAGCCAGUGCAUCCAAGCCAGCAGAUGCAUCUUGCAACUUCCAGAGGGCACUGAGGGAUCCUUUGGCAUUGAUAAUGAGGAGUAUGAAGCUAUGCCUGUGGAGGUGAAGCUAUUACCCCAGAAGCUCCGGUUCUUCUGUGAUCCCAGAAUGAGAGAGCAGAUGCUCCAUGCAGCAGUACAGUGAGAAUUCAUGUCAAAGGGGCCAGGGCCAAUGCCUCUUCAAGGCACAUGAGACCUCCCUAACUUGAUUAACCCCCCCAGACUAAUAAGCCACUUGGCUAUUUUUAUGCGCAAGGUACUUCCAUUGGAAGUGGCUGCUUUGGCUAGUCUCAAAGGGGUUAAAAAUGAAAAUUCUGAGAAAUGCAUGUUAACUUGAUGGCAUCUUUUUUUUCCCCCAAAGAAGUCAUCAGUGUUCCAUUUACAGCACUGCAGGCUGAGUGCUGUGUGCCAGAUGCUACUGCUUUAAUACAAUUGUAUAUUAAAGUAAAAU